AUGGAAGCCCAUAAUUACACUUUAGUGACUGAAUUUGUUUUCUUGGGUUUGACUAGUAGGCUGGACAUACAGCCAGUCAUCUUUGGGAUCAUCUUCAUCAUGUACCUAAUUACUCUAGUGGGGAAUUCCUUGAUUAUUACUGUAACCUGGAUAGACCCCAAGCUCAAGACUCCCAUGUACUUCUUGUUGAGUCAACUCUCCACCAUUGACAUCUGCUUCACCACCAUUACUGUUCCCCAGUUGCUGAUUCACACCUUCUCCAGGAACAAGACUAUAUCUUUUACUCAGUGUAUGACUCAGGUCUUUUUCUUUGUAGCUGUGGGUAACAUGGAAGGCUACCUAUUGGCAGCUAUGGCUUAUGAUCGUUAUGUGGCUAUUUGUAAUCCUUUGCGUUAUGGGGCCAUCGUGACCCAAAAAUUGUGUAUUUGUAUAGUCCUGGUGUUUUGGCUUCUCAUGUUCUUGAAUUCCCUUUUACAUACCAUCCUUGUUUCAAGACUUCAUUUUUGCAGCAACCACAUCUUGCACUUCUUCUGUGAUCUCCCUCCCCUAAUGCAACUCUCUUGCUCACGCCCUUUCAUUAAUGAGCUAGUGAUUUUAACAGAAGGAGUCACAGCAACCCUCUCCCCAUUUGUCUUUAUUCUGGUCUCCUAUGUUCGCAUUGUUGUCACUGUGCUUGGUCUACGUUCAACUGCAGGUUUACGCAAGGCUUUCUCCACGUGUGGCUCUCACAUUGUGGUGGUGACAUUAUUCUAUGGGACUGUUAUCCGGCUCUAUUUCCAACCAGUCAGUAGCUACACCUUGGACCGGGAUCGGCAGGUGGCUGUCUUCUAUACGGUGGUUACUCCUAUGUUGAACCCUAUUAUCUAUAGCCUAAGGAACCAGGAGGUGAAAGGUGCUCUCUGGAGGACCCUGAGCAAAAUCUUUCAGUAA
This is a messenger RNA of Trichosurus vulpecula (common brushtail), 930 nucleotides long. RefSeq names its product olfactory receptor 1L1-like. Gene Ontology annotation, cellular component: membrane. The transcript has a single exon. NCBI's taxonomy places the organism in Eukaryota, Metazoa, Chordata, Mammalia, Diprotodontia, Phalangeridae. Gene Ontology annotation, molecular function: olfactory receptor activity; G protein-coupled receptor activity. Bases 1 to 930 code for a protein of 309 amino acids. The record is from RefSeq and is a predicted model, not a curated record. Gene Ontology annotation, biological process: G protein-coupled receptor signaling pathway.